AUGAGAAAUGAGGUACACAAAGGCAGGAAUGUGGUUGCACAGCUUGUGAGAAGAGCCAAAAGAGCUGGUUUCAAGGUAAUUGCCCUUAAGGUGGACACUCCAAGACUUGGCCGCAGGGAAGCUGAUAUCAAGAACAGAUUUACUUUGCCUCCAUUCCUGACUUUGAAAAACUUUGAGGGUUUGGACCUGGGCAAAAUGGAUAAGACCGUUGGCUUGGGACUUGCUUCCAAUGUUGCUGACCAAAUUGAUCGGACACUUAGCUGGAAAUAUGUAAAGUGGCUUCGGACAAUCACAUCAUUGCCUAUUCUACUUAAGGGUGUCCUUACUGCUGAGGAUGCAAGGCUAAGCAUUGAAUAUGGCGCAGCAGGCAUCAUUGUAUCGAAUCAUGGAGCUCGCCAGCUUGAUUAUGUACCUGCAACUAUUAUGGCAUUGGAAGAGGUGGUUAAAGCUGCAGAAGGCAGAGUUCCUGUUUUUCUUGAUGGAGGGGUUCGGCGUGGAACUGAUGUCUUCAAGGCAUUGGCUCUGGGAGCAUCUGGAAUAUUUAUUGGAAGGCCAAUGGUGUUUUCAUUCGCUGCUGAAGGUAAAGCUGGUGUCAGGAAAGUUCUUCAGAUGCUACGCGAUGAAUUCGAGCGGACUAUGGCUUUCAGUGGUUUCCGCUUGUUAAAGGAAAUCACUCGAAACCACAUUGUGGCCGACUGGGACCAACCUCGUGCUGUUCCCAGGUUAUAACAUGGCUGCUGGUUUCUGUGAAAUUGCGCUACAAAUGCAAAUGGGCAAAAGAUCUAAGAGC
This is a messenger RNA of Hibiscus syriacus, 790 nucleotides long. Its product is annotated as peroxisomal (S)-2-hydroxy-acid oxidase-like. Bases 1 to 729 code for a protein of 242 amino acids. NCBI's taxonomy places the organism in Eukaryota, Viridiplantae, Streptophyta, Magnoliopsida, Malvales, Malvaceae. The record is from RefSeq and is a predicted model, not a curated record. Gene Ontology annotation, molecular function: oxidoreductase activity; FMN binding. The transcript is spliced from 9 exons. Gene Ontology annotation, cellular component: peroxisome.